Molecule: messenger RNA, 1254 nt
Organism: Misgurnus anguillicaudatus (oriental weatherfish)
Lineage: Eukaryota; Metazoa; Chordata; Actinopteri; Cypriniformes; Cobitidae
Source: RefSeq, a predicted model, not a curated record
AGUUGAUCAUUUUAACCAAUUGUCUACAUGGACCGCGAGAAAAAGAAUUUUGAAACUGACCAAUCAGAGCGGAGUGCUGGUGUGAACGAGCCAAUCAGAGUACAUCGAUCGUUGAUCGGUCGUGCGCGGCAGAGCAGCAGCAAAGCAAGGCGACACGAUGACCGGAGCCAAUGAGUUUAAGCUGACCCAGGGUCCGGAGGACAGCAUCUCAGCUGUAAAGUUCAGUCCCACUUCAGCUCAGUUCCUGCUGGUGUCCUCGUGGGACUCUACAGUUCGUCUGUAUGAUGUCAGCGCUAACAGCAUGAGGAUGAAAUAUCAGCACCUCGCUCCUGUCUUGGACUGCGCUUUCUACGAUCCGACUCACGCGUGGAGCGGAGGUCUGGACAAUCAGUUGAAGACGCAUGAUUUGAACACAGAUCAAGAUACAAUCGUCGGGACGCACGACGCUCCCAUUCGCUGCGUGGAAUACUGUCCGGAGGUCAACGUUAUGGUCACGGGCAGCUGGGAUAUGUCUGUGCGGCUGUGGGACCCCAGAACCCCCUGUAACGCCGGAACGUUCACCCAGCCGGAGAAGGUGUACACGCUGUCUGUGGCCGGAGACCGCUUGAUCGUGGGGACGGCGGGGCGUCGCGUGUUGGUGUGGGAUUUAAGGAACAUGGGAUACGUGCAGCAGAGACGAGAGUCCAGUCUCAAAUACCAGACGCGCUGUAUACGAGCGUUUCCCAACAAACAGGGUUAUGUGUUGAGCUCCAUUGAGGGCAGAGUUGCAGUUGAGUAUCUGGACCCGAGUCUGGAGGUGCAGAAGAAGAAAUAUGCUUUCAAAUGUCACCGACUGAAGGAGAACGGCAUUGAGCAGGUUUAUCCUGUAAACGCCAUCUCGUUCCACAGCAUCCACAACACAUUCGCCACAGGGGGAUCUGAUGGCUUUGUAAACAUCUGGGAUCCGUUCAACAAGAAGCGUUUGUGUCAGUUCCACCGAUACCCGACCAGCAUUGCGUCUCUGGCAUUCAGUGUGGACGGAUCUCUGCUGGCCAUCGCUUCGUCCUACAUGCAGGAACAGGGUGAUAUUUCACAUCCCGCUGAUGCCGUUUAUAUCCGUCAGGUCACAGACGCAGAGACUAAACCCAAAUCCACGUGAAUCCUGCCAUGACCUUAACGUCACUUUCUGCUCUCUGUGCUUUUUUUGUCUUCAUUCUUUUAAUUCUUUUCUGUCAACAAAAGAAAUUCAAUAAAUGUAUAUAUUUUCCUCUUUGA